Messenger RNA from Humulus lupulus (European hop), 2003 nucleotides. RefSeq lists its product as uncharacterized. Bases 93 to 1688 code for a protein of 531 amino acids. The record is from RefSeq and is a predicted model, not a curated record. Lineage: Eukaryota; Viridiplantae; Streptophyta; Magnoliopsida; Rosales; Cannabaceae. The transcript has 13 exons.
AGAAAGUAGCAAAAAUUGAACAGUCGUUAAAGUUUGGAGCCAGGCAACAAUAGGCCGAAACUAGAAAACGGGAAAAGAAGAAAAACCCGUCAAUGUGGCGUCACCCAUCGACUACUGCGGUAACACCCUUUCACCUCUCUUUCUAUUUCUCUGCUCCUCUAACAGUGGCGUUGUUUUCUUACUCUGGAAUUAAUAUUCAGGCCAACCCUGAUUCUGAUCAGAGCAUUUCUGACGAAGAGGAUUUCAGUCAUGAUUGGCCUGAAAAUUGCGUUUCAUUGGCCCCCUCUGCCGAGAAGAAGAAAGGAUUAGAAAUCUUGUCACGACUUGAGCUACUCAAAGGUACUCAUGACAGUGGAACCAAACCUAAUACGUUGUCAUAUGUGAAGCCAAAAAGUUCAAGUUUUGAAGAUGAUGUUGAGAUGCCCGAAUUCUAUGAUGAGGAUGACUUCAUCUGUCCCCCUAAGAAGGCGAUAUCUGAAGGUAUUAAUGAUCUGCUUGGAAAGGGGAACAAUAUGCUGUCAAAGUUUUCCAGUACUGAUGGAGCUGAAACACUCUCCAACGAUGUCAUACUUGGUAUUGAAAAUGAAAAACAAGAAGGCUCUUACUCUUGGUCUGCCUUGAGUAAAGAAGGUGAGGCACUAAUGGGUUUGAGAGAACAUGCUUUAUGCUAUUCCAAACCAAAGAAAAUUUUGAAAGGAGCCAAAGUCAAAAGCAAGCCAAAAUUUUCUUUCGGUUUACAGUUAAAUAAGGACAGACUAUCUUCACCUUGUACUUUGAAAGACAAAAAUAACUUGUCAAAUAGCAUCCAUGGAGUGCCUGAAAGAUUGAACCAAGACGAGUUAGCUGCUGAGCUUCCUGAAGAUAUACAAGGUGAAGAGGAAAAUAUGUCAGAAAUAGUGCCUUUUGAAGUAGAGGCUGUUAGACAUGAAUGUAGUGAGGAAACGAUGGCUGAUCGUUUAGAUGGCCUACAGGAUAAUGCUAGUCUUCUGAGAAGAAAUUCAAAAAAGUUUAGCAGUAAAAGAGGAAACAAGUUCCGGCUUGCUAUAAAGAGAAAUAUAUCUCCAUUAGGUGAUAGAAUUAUGAACAAUGAAGACUUUGCUAAUCUCAGGAGCUGUAGUGGAUCAUCAAGUGAUAGUGAGAUAAGUGGUAAGGAUUUGAAGCUAUCCAUUCCUCAGAUGAAAAGGCAAGCCAUGGUAGAUCAGUUCCAGGAAGCGUUGGGUUCUACCUUAUUGAAUGAUAAUAUGGCAUUACACGCUGGGCCUAAACCACCAAGAAGUGGAUUGUUUUGGAAAUUGCAGCAGGCCAUGCAGAGUGAAAAAGAACAAGACAUGGAUUUCUUGAAGACAUUAGGGAAUCGAGUGGGCCAAAAUGAAGCCAGCUGCGUUUAUUGUAAAAUUUUGGCUAGAUACUUGGAAGGAAAGCUGGUAGUUUGUCGUUGCUUCUUCAGCAAGAACUUUAAGAGCCUCUCACUGUCAGAGACAACCCUCAAAGAAAUGGCAGAUGAAGGAACGGAAAGGACAGUCAUUUUCAACCCCAGAGUUUGCAAUGAUGUCGACCUUGAAGUUGGGAACUGCAUUCGCAUUUACCCCCCAUGGAAGGAGGUCCAAGUGGGCGAUGACCAGAACCUUAUUUUAACUAAUUAUUUUUCCACCAUAUGGACCAGUUCGGGUUUCUCGGAAGAGAUUUGAUUUGAUUUUGUUUUGCAUUUCCUUGGGAUAUCAUGAAGAGAAAAUGAACAGAUGAUCAGCAAACCCCUAAUAUUUCUUUUUAUUUCGUUUUUUUUUCCCAUCUUUUGUAACAUUUAUUUUCAUAAUGUACAUGAAUCUUGUUUUAUAAAAGUGUAACUCUAGUGGUUGGGUUGGGUGGCUAGGUAUUUGUGAUACAUGAUUCAAAUUUUGAAUGUUUUCUCAUCCUUUAACAAUGGAACUUGGAUACAUGAUGAAACUCUUAAUAUGGUCAGGUAUUUAUUUAAGAAUAAAUAACAAAUUUGCAUCCUGACACUA